UGUGUGAGGAGGAGCCGUGCGUAUUUACGCUCAGACUGUGUGUGUGCGUAUGCCUGUCUCGAGGUAAGGUUGGAGGUCCCGCGGCACGCUGACUGGAGAGCUCCACUUGUCUGAGAGCGAGACCCGGCAGCGGGUGAUAAGGCUUCAAGAGAAGAAGAGAAGGAGGAGAAAGAAGAACGGCCGAGGAGCCGGUUACUUUUUGGCUUUUAAAUUUGACUGGUUCUCCACGCGCUCUCCCGGCGCAGCUGAGAACGAAAGCAAACAAGUUUAUUAAGAAGAAGGGUCGAUCCAACUAAAGCGGCACCAGAGUUUGAGAGAAUUUUUUUUUUAGCAUCCUUCUGUUGCCCCUCUCCCCGUCCCUUCUGAGCGCGUGCUGAUAGAGGAGGGACGGGAGAACCGGGCGGACGGACCGUGAAGUUGCGCGUCUUCUCCGGUACAGGAUCCACUGGAUGCGGGAUGAUGGAUUAACAUCCUUGACUCUGCCGCUUGACGCACGACACCCUUGUCCACCUGGGGAUUAUUUCAGCUCUCAUUGACUCCCCCUCAUUCCAUCUCGAGAUGACCGAGGAAUAUGUUUUUCGGUGCGUCCUGAUGCUCUGCUGCGCGCUUCUCUCGGCCAACGCGAGUAACUGGCUGUACCUUGCUAAACUGUCAUCAGUGGGGAGCAUCAGGGACGAGGAGACAUGCGAGAGGUUACGAGGCCUUAUUCAGAGACAGGUUCAGAUCUGUAAGCGCAGCGUGGAAGUGAUGGAUGCGGUGCGUCGUGGAGCCCAGCUGGCUAUAGAUGAGUGUCAGUUCCAGUUUCGUAACCGUCGAUGGAACUGCUCCACUCUGGAGUCGAUGCCUGUGUUUGGGAAAGUGGUCACACAAGGCACCCGUGAAGCAGCCUUUGUGUAUGCCAUCUCAGCAGCCAGUGUGGCAUUUGCGGUCACGAGGGCCUGCAGCAGCGGAGAGCUGGAAAAAUGUGGCUGUGACCACAAUGUACAUGGAGUCAGUCCAGAAGGGUUCCAGUGGUCAGGCUGCAGUGAUAAUAUUGCAUAUGGAGUGGCCUUCUCUCAGUCCUUUGUCGACGUGAGGGAGAGGAGUAAAGGCCAGUCCUCCAGUCGGGCUCUCAUGAACCUGCACAACAACGAGGCUGGAAGAAAGGCCAUCCUGUCCCACAUGCGUGUGGAGUGCAAAUGCCAUGGAGUAUCAGGCUCCUGUGAGGUGAAGACCUGCUGGAAAGCCAUGCCACCCUUUCGCAAGGUGGGUAACAUCAUCAAGGAGAAGUUUGAUGGCGCCACUGAAGUGGAGCAGCGCAAGGUGGGCACGACCAAAGUCCUGGUUCCUCGCAAUUCCCAGUUCAAACCUCACACAGAUGAAGAUCUGGUCUACCUGGAGCCAAGUCCAGAUUUUUGUGAUUAUGAUCCACGCACGCCGGGAAUGCUGGGCACGGUGGGCCGUCAGUGUAACAGAACCUCCAAGGCCAUAGACGGCUGUGAGCUGAUGUGCUGCGGCCGUGGCUUCCAGACACAAGAGGUGGAGGUGGUGGACAGGUGCAGCUGUAAGUUCCACUGGUGCUGUUAUGUCAAAUGCAAACAGUGCCGUAAAAUGGUGGAGAUUCACACAUGCCGGUGAUGGAGGUGGAGGUACAGAGGGAAAUGCUGAUGGACAAAACAAAUACCCCAUACUCCUGAUCAGUCCAAGGAGAGAGGGAGUAAGGAGGACUGGUUUAGCUCCUUCAUCUCCUCAAACCUUGAUACCAUCCCAGCCUUCUACUGCUAUUCAAUAGAAACAGACUGAGCGCUUGAGAGGUCAAAGGUCAUCCAAUCCUUUUUUGCCACCUUAAUGGACAUCAGUAGAUUAGGCAUGGGAUUUCCUACAACGCUACAGUCUGUUUGUUUCUUCUCAAGUAGAGAGCAUCUUUCAGUUCCUGUCUCACUCCCUCAUGAUCACGUUUGGUUUGUCACUGAUCCUUAUUUUUGUAAUGUUUAACUUAUUUGUUGAGAAGGGUGCUGAGGGGAUUGACAGGGAUCGUCCUAGAAGGACUACAGACAAACAGAUGAGUGGUGAUUAUAAUGGACAAAGUAGACAAAUGGCUAGGCAGUUGGGGGGGUUGGUUUAAGGAGUUAAGGAGGAGGGUUGUUUGCCUUCGGCCCUUCCUGCUGCUGCUGCUGCUGCUGCUGCUGCUUCAGGGACUCACUUGGAGUGCUGGAUGUCAAAAAUGGAGAUUGCGAGUCUGUCAGAGGACAGGCUCAACCAACAAAGAGGAACACUUUGUGAUUUGCUUUCCGAGUGGCUGAGCUGAGGCUGAGCUGCCUCUUAGUCACUUAUUUUGCCCUCCACAGUGCCCUGAUGCUGCUCCGCUCACUCAUUCACUGUCUUCCUAUCAAAGGAAGGACAACGACGGACAAAUAAAAGCCACUGUCAGCUGUGUCCUGUUCUUUCAGUAAGCAGGUGAUGGGCGUCAGUCAAACAAAACACUCACAAACAUUGCUCCAGAAAGACUCCUGUAUUCACCCACAGCUGCUACCAACAAACAGAAACCAGAAAGAUUACAUGAAAAACACUUUGCAGAUCAGCUUUAACAGGAUUUGUUGCAUAUCCUCAGUAUACAUUGUGUGCUCAUUUGGGAACUGAUGUUGAUCUUGACCUUCUCCUGCACGCUGCCAUCUGCCAAAUGCUAGUCAGCUUAAUGCAAACAACACACAGUCAAGUUAACACACAGUGACAUGCAUGCAUCUCCAAACAGACGCAAUGUAAAUACACAGUCAGACGUACAAAAGGGGUCUGCCAGAGGGCUGUCGAGCAUGUUCAUACACGAUGACUGAAGCACUUUCUCUCCAAGCGCACAUAGAGCAACAAACAUCCAACCACAUGUCCAGUGUUCCCUGUUCCUUUCCUAACACACACACAAACACACAGACAAACACAGUUUCCCAUGCCACUUUCAGGACUCUGUUGUCAUCAUAAAGCCAGGCUUUCCUAUAAUAACUUGCUAUCAUCAUAGAGACAUACUGUAGAUCUGUAAAGACUU
This is a messenger RNA of Archocentrus centrarchus (flier cichlid), 3016 nucleotides long. It is a transcript of the gene wnt4, whose product is annotated as wingless-type MMTV integration site family, member 4. Bases 559 to 1617 code for a protein of 352 amino acids. The record is from RefSeq and is a predicted model, not a curated record. NCBI's taxonomy places the organism in Eukaryota, Metazoa, Chordata, Actinopteri, Cichliformes, Cichlidae. Gene Ontology annotation, biological process: multicellular organism development; canonical Wnt signaling pathway; cell fate commitment. Gene Ontology annotation, molecular function: cytokine activity; frizzled binding. Gene Ontology annotation, cellular component: extracellular region. The transcript is spliced from 6 exons.